AGAAAUUGACACAAAACCUUUAAAAAAUUUUACAUUGCAGGUGCUGACAGAGUCAAGGCGGCAGACAAAGAAAAAGUUAAAAAGAAGAAGAAGACCUCUCUGUGUGUGUGUGUGUGUGUGAAUCGAGGAACAAUUUUCAAUCGGACGAUCACAGAGACGAGAGAUGGGUUUCAAUCAAUUAGCUGAUCCUAAACCUCAUGCAGUAUGCGUCCCAUACCCAGCCCAAGGUCACAUAAACCCCAUGUUCAAGCUAGCGAAACUACUCCACUUCAAUGGCUUCCAUAUUACCUUUGUCAAUACUGACUAUAACCACAAACGUUUACUCAAAUCCACAGGCCCCAACUCUCUCGCCGGCUCGCCGGAUUUUCGCUUUGAAUCUAUCCCCGAUGGGCUGCCGGUGACUGAUGAUGAUAACACCACCCAAGAUAUCCCUUCUCUUUGUGAUUCUACCUCCAAGCACUGCUUAAUCCCAUUUCGGAACCUACUUCACAGGCUCAAUAACGAUUCUUCUUCUUCUUGUGCUUCUUCUUCUUCCGAUGUUCCUCCGGUGAGCUGUAUUGUUUCCGAUGGUUCCAUGUCGUUCACUGUUGAAGCAGCUGAGGAGCUUGGUCUUCCUCGAGUCCUGUUCUGGACCCCAAGUGCUUGUGGGGUUUUGGCCUAUGCUCACUAUCCUCUUCUUGUCGAAAGAGGCUUAGUACCUCUUAAAGAUGCCAUCUAUCUAACAAAUGGGUUUUUGGAAACUACCAUAGAUUGGAUUCCAGCCAUGAAAAACAUCCGGCUGAAGGAUCUUCCGUCCUUCAUUAGAACCACAGACCCAAAUUCAAUCAUGCUCAACUACGUCCCCAAUGAAAUAUCAAAGAUUCCCAGAGCUUCUGCACUCAUUUUAAACACAUUCGAUGCCCUUGAACAAGAUGUUUUAGAUGUUCUUUCUUCAAUGUUUCCACUCGUUUACAGCAUCGGCCCUCUCCAUAGCUUGCUUUCUUAUCACAUUUCAGAUGAUCAUGAACUGAAAACUUUAGGUUCAAAUCUAUGGAAGGAAGAUACUGAGUGCAUAAAAUGGCUUGACUCGCAGAAGCCGAAUUCUGUGAUUUAUGUAAAUUUUGGUAGCAUAGCAGUGAUGUCAUCUCUUCAACUCAUUGAAUUUGCAUGGGGACUAGCCAACAGUAAAAAGCCUUUUCUGUGGAUAAUGAGACCUGAUCUUGUCACCGGCGACUCUAUGAUUGUGCCACCUGAAUUUUUAGCUGAAACGAAUGGGAGAGGUAUUAUAGCAGGUUGGUGUCCACAGGAAAAAGUCUUGAACCAUCCAUCAAUAGGAGGGUUUUUAAGUCAUAUGGGGUGGAAUUCAACGAUUGAAAGUGUGACUGCCGGAGUGCCGCUGCUUUGUUGGCCAUUUUUCGCAGAGCAACAGACAAAUUGUUGGUUUGCUUGCAAUGAGUGGAGCAUUGGUGUGGAGAUCAACAAUGAUGCGAAGAGAGAUGAAGUUGAAAAUCUGGUGAGAAAGUUGAUGGGAGAAGAAGGAAAAGAAAUGAAAAAGAGAGCAAUGGAGUGGAAGGAAAAAGCUGAAGAAGCAAUCAGACCUAGUGGUUCUUCUUAUCAGAACUUCCAAAAGCUGACGGCAGUUCUGACGAACAAGCAAAUAAAUUAGAAAGGAAAAUUAGGUUUUAAACAUAUGGUGUGCAUUAAUUAAACAGUAAAAAGAAAUAAAAGUUGAUAAAUAAGUUAAAAACACUUUUUGUUC
Messenger RNA from Manihot esculenta (cassava), 1738 nucleotides. RefSeq names its product 7-deoxyloganetin glucosyltransferase. The transcript is spliced from 2 exons. Bases 164 to 1645 code for a protein of 493 amino acids. NCBI's taxonomy places the organism in Eukaryota, Viridiplantae, Streptophyta, Magnoliopsida, Malpighiales, Euphorbiaceae. Gene Ontology annotation, molecular function: UDP-glycosyltransferase activity. The record is from RefSeq and is a predicted model, not a curated record.